Messenger RNA from Physella acuta, 1266 nucleotides. Its product is annotated as equilibrative nucleobase transporter 1-like. NCBI's taxonomy places the organism in Eukaryota, Metazoa, Mollusca, Gastropoda, Physidae. The record is from RefSeq and is a predicted model, not a curated record.
AUGGUCCAAAAUGAUACAGAAGGCGCUAACAAAAGUAGCGGCUGUCUUGAACAGGACUCGAAGCUGGCUUCCAUCUUCACGGUGGCCUCCUCCCUGUACGGCUUGUGCAGCGUAUUGCUGGGGCAGGUUUCCUUCAAGUUUGGGGCACGGGUUACCCGCCUUAUUGCCGUAUCAUUUUAUGUUUGUGGGGCGCUAAUGUUGGCAUUCACGACCAAAGAGUUACCUUGGCUAGCUUACCCUGGGCUGACGUUCAUUGGCUUUGGGGGUAUAACCAUAAUCAUCACCUGCAUUCAAGUGGCCAACCUGUUCCCGCUGGGAGGAUCUGUGGUCAUUGGCUUUCUCAAUGGAGGAUUUGACACGUCGUCUGGCAUUCAGCUGAUGGUCAAGUUUGGAUACGAGAAUGGAAUAAGCAGACGGACGUCAUACGUCAUCAUCGCCUGCUGUCAGGUGUUCACCCUCAUCUCCAGCUUGUUCUUUUAUCCCAAGGAUUUUAUCCGCAAACAACAGCAGGACCACGUGAUUGCAUCAGAGGUCAAACUAGACAAUACAGGAUCAGAGACCGGCAAAGUGCAACAGACGGAAACAGAUAAGAAGUUGGAGCAACAAACUAGAAAAAACACAAACACAGAUAUAGAACUGAAAGAACAUGAAGGUUCUGGAACAUUUCGUGGAUUGCUGAGACACGUCCUGACCUUGACAUUUAUACUGCACGUGCUUUGGGCGUCUUGUCUUCAACUUCGAUUUUACUUCGUGCUGGGGUCGAUCAACACCAGUCUACAGAAGAUGGUCAGUUCACAGUCUGAAGUCAGCCACUACACCAACGUGAUGUUGUACACAAUGAUGACUGGCAUCUUCGUCUCCCCCAUCGUUGGAUUCUUCUACUCCUGGCAGACCAAAAUCUUUGCCAACAGCGUAUCCAGCGUACGACGUCAGGUGAUGCCGUCAGUGCUCCCCCUAGCGGCGACCACCGUGUCCAGCGUCAUCAUGUCCAGUCUCCUGCUGGUCAACGACCCCCGGGUGCUGUACGCCUUCUUCGUCUUCCUGGUGCUACAACGGUCAUUUCUAUUCACUAUGUACACCGCCUACAUCGCUGCCAUCUUCCCUAGCUGUUACCUAGGCAGCUUGCUUGGGAUCGCCAUCUUCACCUCUGGGGUCAUCUCAUUCUUCCAGUACGCCCUCUUUGCUUGGCUGGAGACUGGUGGACUUUUACAGAAUUUAAAUUCACAAGGCAUGGAUUUCCUCAAAGCUUCCGGACGAAUACCGUGA